CAUAAGUAAUCAGGAUAAAUGAUCGUAUAAAGGUGGUGUAAAAUUUAUUAGAGUUUUUACAAAGUACCAUGAAUAAUCACUGAGGUCCGUAUCUUAGUUGUGAAGCACUCUGAAGAGUUCAGUCCUGUUCCAAAUUCCGGUUGUAUAUGAUACGAAUUAUUGAAACUGAAAAAGGAAACGAAACUGAAACGGCAUGUCCGAAAUUACUAACCAACAUGAGAUCAAUCAGAGUUAUUGGUUUAAAUGGAAUGAUUAUCAAAACCAUCUCUCCGAUGUAGUUAGACAACUUUUAGAGGAGGACUGUAUGGUAGACGUUACCCUGGCUGCGGGCGGGGAACGUAUUCAUGCUCAUCGCAUAGUUCUCUGCGCUUGUAGCACUUUAUUUCGAGAAAUAUUGAGUCAAGUAAAUGAAGAUCAUCCAACAAUAAUAUUAAGCGAUAUUUCUGCUCAAGAUAUAAAAUCUAUUAUAGAAUUUACUUACCAUGGGGAAGUGAGAGUACCAGUUGAAAAUAUUAGUACCUUAUUAGAUGCGGCACGUUCACUAAAAAUCUGUGGCCUUAUUGAAAUUGAUGGACUUGAAGAAACUGACUCAGUUGUAAACAAUAAGGAUUUUAAUGAUAAUAAUGAAGAGCCAAUGACUGUAAUUAGCGAGGCUGAAGAAAAUGUUAUUAAUGCGUUGCAACAUAGUUAUGAAGAUUUGGAAGACCAACAAAAAGAUGAGGUCGUCGAAAAUUCCACUUUGAAUAAAAAAAAGAAACGUAGGCGCGAUACAACAAAAAGAGAUUAUAGCGAAGAUAUGUUGGCAGCGGCAAUUAAUGAUUUAAAAGCAGGGCAGACAUUAAUAGAAGCUUCUACUAAACAUAAUAUACCACGUUCAACUUUGUACAUGCGUGCUAAAGCAUUAGGUAUACAUUUAAACGCAUCAAGAAACGAAUAUCCGGCAGAGUGUAUGAAAGCUGCUAUAAAUGCGGUAAUUGGUGGAUCAAGCCUACAGCAUGCAUCAGAACUUUUUAGUAUACCAAAGACUGUAUUAUGGAGGAGGAUUCAGAAAGAAGGAUAUCAAAUACUACGUUCGGAAAUGAAAAGAUCUUAUGGAUCAGAUAAACGGGAAGCUGCAGUUAAGGCUUUAGAAAGAGGAGAGAAUUUAACGAAAGUAGCACUUGAAUUCAAAAUUCCGAAAACUACUUUAUUUAGAGAUAAGGCGCGAUUGGUAGAUGAAGGAAAAUUGCCAUUAUCAUUUUGGAAGAAACGUAAGACGGAAAAUGAAGAAUUGAAAAAAUCUCGUUUGGAAGAAGCUGUUGCUGCAUGUAAAGGAGGGAAAAUGUCGCAAGCAGCAGCAUCAAUGACUUACCAUAUUCCAAAAACAACGAUAUGGAGACGUCUCCAACAAGAUGGUAAAAAGUCAGAGCGCUCGUUAAGUUCAAGGAAACAAAGAAUAGCUGAUUCUAAACAUAAUACAGAAACAAAGGUACAAGAAGGAUCUGAUUUUACAUAUUGCGAGGUUUCGUCAGAAAUUCCUAUAACUUAUAUAGAUGAAAAUAGUAUACCUGAAGAUUCUGUGAUAAUAUUAACAGCAGAAGAUAUGGAUGGACUUAAUUUAGAAGAGGGACGACAAAUUAUUGUUAACUCAGAAUCGGGACAAGAAUAUGUUCCUUGUGCUAUAAGUAUUGAAGAAAAUUCAAACUAUUCACAAACUGAAAGUUAGCAUAUGAAGUAUUACCAAUAGAGUAACACUCAUUAAUAUUCGUUUUGUAUAAUAAUACGUGUAUUAAUUUAGAUUUUAGUAAUAUAUAUAUAUAUAUAUCAUAUAUGAAAACAACGCGCGUAUACGUAUAUAUGACGCAAGUACAUAUAAAAAUUCCUAUCUAAUAUCUUCAUGAGACGAUUGAAUUAUUAUUAACGUCUGCAUUUUUGUGUGCAUUAUUUCCUUAUAUUUAUUUAUAAAUAAACUUUGUUA
This is a messenger RNA of Bombus impatiens (common eastern bumble bee), 1957 nucleotides long. RefSeq names its product protein abrupt. Gene Ontology annotation, cellular component: nucleus. The transcript has 7 exons. Bases 194 to 1705 code for a protein of 503 amino acids. Gene Ontology annotation, molecular function: protein binding; DNA binding. NCBI's taxonomy places the organism in Eukaryota, Metazoa, Arthropoda, Insecta, Hymenoptera, Apidae. The record is from RefSeq and is a predicted model, not a curated record. Gene Ontology annotation, biological process: regulation of transcription by RNA polymerase II.